ACCCAAGCAUCGCUUCUUUUAGUUUUGGCUGCACUUUAUCCACCAACAAAUCAAUUGAAAUGGAAUAACAAAUUGGAUUGGCUUCCUAUUCCGAUACAUUCCAAUCCUAGGCGUCUAGAUAUUCUGAUAAAAUCUCGAAUUUGUCCUACUUUUGGACAAGCACUGCAUCAAUUGUUGAGCACUAAGGAGAUGUUGAGUUUGCUCGAAAAGCACCGCCCAGUCAUUGAAAAAAUGAGGGAAGUUUAUUGGAAAUCAUUCAACCUGCGCGAUAUCUUUUGUGCUUACAAUGCAAUAAAAGUACACAAAGAAAUGAAUUUACCAAUGCCAAGUUGGUAUACGGACGAGUUAUAUUCUGAUUUGAACGAAGCGAAAGAGUUUUAUCUGAAUGCUUUGUCUUACACUGAUAUUUUGAAAAAAUUAAACGGUGGGCCUAUAGUCAGAAGGUUUUUGAAAAAUAUGAACGACACGCAUUGGAAAACCAAUAAAAGGAAAAUCUAUCUGUACAGUGCUCACGAUAAAACUCUUCAUGCUUUUCUGAAAGUACAUGAUGUAUUGGAUGUGAAACAGCCCAAAUAUGGAGCUACAAUAAUUUUAGAAAAAUAUCGCGGGGAACAGAAUCAAAGUUACGUUAGAUUCUUGUAUUGGCCUUGCGGAUCACAAGAAAUCGAAACCAUUACAUUAAAAACCUGCACGGAAAUGUGUCCUUUUAAAAAUUAUGUAGAAAUCAUAAAACCACAUUUGCCAUCCGAUGAUGAUAUGCUUUGUUUGUAUAAAAAUAUUCAACCAGAGAUAAUGGAAGGAAUAAUUAAUCCAGAUACAACAAUCGCUGGAGUAAAUAAGAACUAUGUGGUUUAAACGAAUAAACGAUAUAAGAUUUUAAAAAAAUUUUUUACUU
Messenger RNA from Phymastichus coffea, 895 nucleotides. RefSeq names its product venom acid phosphatase Acph-1-like. The annotation marks the transcript as partial. Gene Ontology annotation, biological process: dephosphorylation. NCBI's taxonomy places the organism in Eukaryota, Metazoa, Arthropoda, Insecta, Hymenoptera, Eulophidae. The record is from RefSeq and is a predicted model, not a curated record. The transcript has 4 exons. Gene Ontology annotation, molecular function: phosphatase activity.